CACUUUCUAUGAGCUCUUAAACAUUUCAGUCUUCUCUGUAUCUCACACUUCUGUCCACAAGCAAAUCUCAAGAGUAGUAACUUGCCAAAAGGUAAGAAUGCAGGGGUAUGAAUGUAUGAAUGGGCUAGGUGACCCUGAAAAGCCCCAGUGUGGAUCAUCCUGGCCAACUGUGACCCCAGCCCUUUCUGGCAGAACUUUCUCUAUGCUUUUAUUCUACGAGUUCAGAAAAAGAGGAGGUGGUCAAUUGGAGCUCUCCAAUCUGUUGAGGGAUUGGGGGUUCGUGCAGGCCCCUCAGGGCCUGGCACUGACAAAGCAUGUGUAAUUAAUGGUGCUGCUUGAGCUCUGAAGACGGGAUUUAUUCAUCUAAUAAAAGUCUGUAACACCAGGCUUAGGGGCUGGGGGCUGUAGGCUGAGAGCAGGAAGUCCUGGGGGAACCAUGGGAGGGGAUCCCAGGUGGCUCUUAAUGGAGCCAUACAUUUCCAUUGCCGGCUCUAGAUUCCCCCAGGCUGCUGUGAGAGGGGGGAUGGCGGGAGGAGGGGGGAGGACAGCAGGUAUAAGAGGUGGGUGUGGCUGUAGGACAGCAGAUGGCAGCAUGGACUCCAGGCAGGCAGCAGGGCUGCUGGUGGUGCUGCUGUUAACAAUAGAGGGGAGCCAUGCUGAAGGACCAGGGCGCCAGGAUGGAGAUCAGAUCUCAGAGGAGGACAACAGACCUUGCCCACCACCGGAUGCCCAGACCCCUGGGUCGCUCUUGUGCUUCCUGCUCCAGACCAGACAGAGACCCAGCCGGGGCCCAGCCUUCCUUUUUCAGCCCCAGAGGUUUGGCAGAAACACCCGCAGCUCCUGGAGUAAUGACUGGCUGAGUCCCCGAGCUGGGGAGGGGCUGAGCUCGCCCUUCUGGAGCCUGGCUGCCCCUCAACGUUUUGGGAAGAAGUGAUAUGUCAUCCUUUGAUGUUUGCAUGUGAGGCCCACACCUAAAAGUGCCAUCCAUGUGUACCCCCUAAAUAAAGUAGUCUGGCUUCUGAGUCCA
This is a messenger RNA of Manis pentadactyla (Chinese pangolin), 1027 nucleotides long. RefSeq names its product neuropeptide FF-amide peptide precursor (gene NPFF). Lineage: Eukaryota; Metazoa; Chordata; Mammalia; Pholidota; Manidae. Gene Ontology annotation, biological process: excitatory postsynaptic potential. The record is from RefSeq and is a predicted model, not a curated record. The coding region runs from base 437 to 934 and encodes 165 amino acids. Gene Ontology annotation, molecular function: G protein-coupled receptor binding; neuropeptide hormone activity. The transcript has 3 exons. Gene Ontology annotation, cellular component: axon terminus; dendrite; perikaryon.